Messenger RNA from Nicotiana tabacum (common tobacco), 1642 nucleotides. Its product is annotated as protein UNUSUAL FLORAL ORGANS-like. The record is from RefSeq and is a predicted model, not a curated record. Lineage: Eukaryota; Viridiplantae; Streptophyta; Magnoliopsida; Solanales; Solanaceae. Gene Ontology annotation, molecular function: protein binding.
AGAGACUUCUCUCCUAGUUUUGUUUAGUUUUCUGCCAAGAUCUCAUAUCUCUUUCCUCAUUUUCUUCCUCUUUAGUGAAACUCUCUAGCUCCUUAUAUCUUCCACUGAAUUUGAGAAAGAAAAACAAACCCCUAGUUCUUGAUUGUUAGCUAUAAACUAAAACCUUAACUUUCCCUUUACGCUGUAGUCUCUCUUAGCUCCAAACUUGAAGGCAAAAUUCAGAAUCCCUUUUGGUACACAAAAGAAAAAAAAAUGGAAGCUUUUCAUGUACCUAUUAGCUUUCACUUUCCCUAUGCUUUUCCUAUCCCAACACCAACAACAAAUUUUCUUGGAACUCCACCAAAUCCAUCAAUAAAUGGUAGCCCUUGGAUGGAUGCUAGAAUUUGGAGCAGACUUCCACAUAGACUAAUUGAUAGGAUCAUUGCUUUUCUUCCGCCACCUGCUUUUUUUAGAGCUAGAGCUGUUUGUAAAAGAUUUUAUGCCCUUCUUUAUUCUAGCACUUUUCUUGAAUUGUACCUCCAAAUUUCCCCUCAGCGCCAUUGGUUCAUUUUCUUCAGGCAAAAAAUCCCAAGAAACAAUAUUUACAAGAACAGUAGUAAUGCUUCUGGUACCUCUGAUCAUAGAGUUGAAGGUUACCUCUUUGAUCCUGAUAGUCUUUCUUGGUUUAGGCUUUCCUUUGCUUUAAUCCCACAAGGGUUUUCUCCUGUUUCAUCUUCUGGUGGAUUAAUUUGCUUUGUUUCAGAUGAAGCUGGAUCUAAAAAUAUCCUUUUGUGUAAUCCUCUUGUGGGAUCUAUGAUUCCUUUGCCACCAACUUUAAGGCCUAGGUUAUUCCCUUCUAUUGGUUUAACUAUAACUAACUCAUCAAUUGAUUUAGCUGUGGCUGGAGAUGAUUUAAUAUCUCCUUAUGCUGUUAAGAAUUUAACCACUGAAUCAUUUCACAUUGACGGGAAUGGAUUUUACUCAAUCUGGGGUACAACUUCUUCACUUCCAAGAUUAUGCAGCUUUGAAUCGGGGAAAAUGGUGCAUGUUGAGGGCAGAUUUUAUUGCAUGAAUUUCAGCCCUUUUAGUGUACUUUCCUAUGACAUUGCUACUAACAAUUGGUGCAAAAUUCAAGCACCCAUGCGACGAUUUCUACGUUCGCCAUGCUUAGUAGAAGGAAAUGGGAGGCUUGUUUUGGUUGCAGCAGUUGAGAAAAGCAAACUGAAUGUGCCAAGGAGUUUAAGGCUAUGGGCAUUGCAAGAUUGUGGGACAAUGUGGGUGGAAAUAGAGAGAAUGCCACAACAACUCUAUGUACAAUUUGCAGAAGUGGAAAAUGGUCAAGGGUUUAAUUGUGUUGGUCAUGGACAAUUUGUGGUCAUAAUUAUAAAGAAUUCAGAUAAGGCAUUGCUGUUUGACUUUUGCAAGAAGAGGUGGAUUUGGAUUCCUCCUUGUCCAUUUGUGGGAAAUAAUAAUUUGGAUUAUGGUGUUAGUAAUUAUGGAUCAGAAUUUGGAGGGGAAUUGCAUGGAUUUGGUUAUGAUCCUAGACUUGCUGCACCUAUUAGUGCACUUCUUGAUCAGUUGACAUUGCCCUUUCAGUCUUUCAACUGAUUGUUAAACUGUUUCAAGUGGAGUAGCAGUAUUAGUACUAUGAAUAGUAGUAAGU